Hydra vulgaris (swiftwater hydra) is the source of this 3945-nucleotide messenger RNA. RefSeq lists its product as uncharacterized. Gene Ontology annotation, molecular function: calcium channel activity; protein binding. Gene Ontology annotation, cellular component: plasma membrane. The record is from RefSeq and is a predicted model, not a curated record. NCBI's taxonomy places the organism in Eukaryota, Metazoa, Cnidaria, Hydrozoa, Anthoathecata, Hydridae. Gene Ontology annotation, biological process: calcium ion import across plasma membrane.
CUUUUUCAAAACAUGAAAAGUAUAUUUACUAUUUAAAAUAUUAACUAUACAAAUCGAACUAAAGUUAGUUCAAAGGAAAAUCAAAUAACUUUUUAUAUUGCAACUAAAUGUGACUAUAUUAAAUUAUAAUAAAUAACAAAGAUUUUUGAUGGUUUAAGCUUUUUCAAACUUUUGGGUUAUGUUUUGUUUUUAGUUACGUUCUGUAAAAAACAUUUGUCAAUAUCGAAAACUAUUAUUAUUAACUUAAUUUUAACUUGAAGCAAGUUAUGCAACGGAAACCGUGUUAUUUUUAUUAACAGUGUAAAGAUUAUCAUUAGAUUUCUAAAUGCUUAGAGAAAAUGUUUUAGAGUAUACAUUUUUCAUUACUUUUUGACAGAGAGAGAAAGGAAAAAUGACAGAAAAUAAAUUUGUGUCGUCUCUCCAGAGCAAAGGUAGUGCCAAAAGACGAGAAAUAAAAGAUAAAACUGCUAGUUAUCGUAUUGGUCCAGCACCUGUAAAUGACAGCAUUUUGUCAACUAAAACUGAAGCCUCUUCUCCAGGCAGCUUAGAUAGUGACAUGGAUGAUAUCGAGUUUGAUGAAACAAACAACAGCCUUUCUAAAGCAGGUUGCAAAGGUUUACUGAUGUAUUUUUCUAAGUUGGGUCAUUCUAACGAAGAUAACUCUAUUGAUAUAGAUUUUGUCGAAUCUCUAUUAAGAGGAGGUGCGGAUAUAAAUUUUUCAGAUAAACAUGGUCAAUGCGCAAUGCAUGAGAUUGCGAGGGGGUGGAAUAUAAUAUCGGCAAUUUUUGUUAAAGAAAAAGGUGCCGAAAUCAACAAAGAAGACAAGUACGGCAGAACUCCUUUACAUCUAGCUGCGGCUGUAAACCACUAUGAAAUGGUAGAAUGGCUCAUUAAAAAUGGCGCAAUAGUGGACGCAUUUACUAAAGGUGAGAACCAAACACCUCUUCAUUAUGCUGCGAAGAACAAUGCUGUAGAUAGUGUUCGAGUAUUGCUAAACUUGGGUGCAGAUAUUGGUGCAAGAGAUUAUAAAUCAAGAACAGCGUUAUUUGUUGCUGCAGAAACAGGUCGUUCUCAAGCAUCUCGAUUUUUGUUAGAGCAAGGAGCUCCAGCGGGUAUUUAUGAUGAUGGAGGGACAUCUCUAUUAGUUUUAUUAAUUGAAAAAAUGCCAGAUGUUGCUAAACUUGCUUUAGGACAGUUUCAUCUUGUGGAUAAAGCGUUGCGAAAGCAAUAUUUUUAUUUGAAUUACUUGGAGUUGGACGUGUGGAGAAAGAUGGCUACUAAAGGUGGAAAAGCAAUGAGAACUUCUUUUGCUCGGACACCGUUGGAGACUAUCUGCAUUUACAAUGAAAACGAGUUAAUUAUGCAUCCAGUAAUAUUGCAACUUAUUGCAAUAAAGUGGAAUUUAUUUGGAAAAUUUUAUUCUACUAUUGAUGUGGUUUUAAAUUUCACCUAUACUUUACUUUGGACAUCACUUGGGGUUAGCCUUCCUAGAACGUUUUCAUCAACUUCAGGAUACUAUACUCCAAUUAAAAGCAAUAUUUGGCGAAUUAUUAUUGAAAUUAUUUGCAGUAUUUUGGCCACAUAUUUUAUAAUUAUGCAAAUUAUAGAGUUUCGACGAACUCAGAAAAGAGAUAGUACUUAUAAGCAAUGGCGAAUUCGUGAAGUUGAGCGUGACUUAACGUACAGUCAUCCGAGAUGGCCUGAAGAACGUCGUUAUCUAAUGACGGAAAUGGAGAACAUUCGAUCAUCUAACGCACUGGCUUAUUGGAAAAAUGGUUGGAAUAUAUUUGAGUGGGUAGCGUUCUUUUCCGUUUUACUCGUUGCUAUCACCCGAUUUGCAGCUAUUAUUAGUGGGAAAAAUAGUGUCCAUGAUUUGCACUCAAAAACAUUUCCUCUUCUUUUGAUUAUUCUAUGGCUGCGUUUUAUGAAAUGCUGCCGUUGUUAUCAAAGUUUAGGACCAUUUAUAACUAUGCUUGGACAUGUUAUAGCUGAUACAGCUAAAUUUGCUUUUCUUUUUUUUGAGUUCUUUAUCCCUUACGUUUGUGCAUUUUGGAUUUUGUUUGGUGGUUUAGAAGGAACUGAGUACGAGACAUUUAAUGACCUUGUUAACCAAGUAUUUCUAAUGACUAUUGUUGCUGGUUAUGACGUCGGUGAUCUCAUGAAAAAAGACAAAAUAAUGGCUCAAGUCUUAUCUGGUACUUAUAUGACUUUAGCCUCUGUUGUAUGUUUAAAUUUAUAUAUUGCAUUAAUGAGUGAAACAUUUAACAGAGUUUAUGGUGAUGCAACUGCUACAGCUUAUAUGCUGCAAGCCAAUCGUUUGAUGGAUUUAGAAAGGAGUUUGGGAGCUAAAAAGAAGAAUUCUGUUAAAAGAUUCAUGACAAAAGAAUGCUCACCACAAGUAGUUUACGAAACUGGUGGUGGUAAUGAUGAUGAUGACGAUGAAGAGCAGCAAACACUUAUGCUUUAUCGUUUAGUCGAUACAAUUAAUGUCAUAAAAGAGAAAGUUAUAAAUUUCUCUUCAGAGGCAGACUCCAUUCGAUGUGGAAGCAAAACACUAGCAAUACCAGGAACCUCAUUACCAGGAACGUCAGAUCAAACUAUUAAUGCCUUGUCUGGAGAAGACUUUAAAACUCAACUUGAGUUCAUAUGUCAAAGCCAGUAUAAACAUGCUACUGAGUUAAAUGAAAUUAGAUCAUUGAUUGCAUCGUUAUUAUCAAGGUUAAAUCAAUCCGAGUUACAAGAGUUCAUUUCGUCAAAGGAAGUAUCACCUGUCAAUAAUAUAGCGUCAUCUAAUGAAAAUUUUGAUGAAAACUCGAAAAGUAAAAUUAAUAUGGAUUCAAAAAUAAAGAAAGACAAUGAAAACAAAGAUGAAGAAAGCAACUAUGAAGGUGAAAGCUCAUUAGGAUCUCAAACUUGGGAUGAUAAAAUAGCAGCUUUGACAAACCAAAUAAAUGAGAGAGAGCAAGAAUCAGUUCGGAAACAAAAAGAACAAUUUAAUAACUAUUCAAAUACAAAUUUGGUUUCUAAUGAUAGUGAAAAGAAAGCACCUGAAUAUAAUCAAUCCUCGGCUUUUCAAAACGAAUCAGGUCUUCCUAAAAACAUAGCUAAUAACAAUGAAGUUUAUCAAUAUUCAAAUCAACCCAGAUUUCCUAACAAGUUUUCAAGUCUUCCACGAAACAUCUCGUUAAAAGAUAGGUCUGAUAUGUCAAACGAAUACUAUUUUCCUACUGCACCUUAUCAAAUGCAGGAAUUUUCUCCUGGUCCAAACUCAGGGUUUAUUGAUCAACGAAUGUAUCCUCAAAUGUACUAUGGGAGCAAUCACAGUCUUCCACAAGUGCCUUAUUUUUAUCCACCGUUUUACUCCGGUUACCCCCCUAUUCCUAAAGUUCAUCCUCAAGAUAAUUUACCAUCACCCCAAAGUAGUGAGAGCUCUAAAGGUUUCCAGUCAGCAAGUAACAUAUCUAAGCAAUCCAAAAACCAGGGUAAUACACAAGAAAAAUCAAUUACGCAAGAACAGAGCUAUAUAAAUGAAAAUGAGAAAAAAAAUAAUUCUCAAAAUAUUUAUCCUUCUUUAAACCGUUAUGAUAGCCAGAAGUCAAACGGUUCAUACUCCGAUAACGCCCCAUUACUUCAAUGUUUAACAGAUGACAGUGACACUUCAAAUGCUUCUACGAAGAAGAGGAGACGAAGACGAAGAAAAGGUAGUAUUGAUGAACAUGCGUGCUAAUGCUUUUUUUUUUUUUUUUUUUUUUAGCAAUUUCCUUAUUUUUAAUGACAUUUUUAAUUUAUGUAUUUAUAAAAAUUCUAAUAAACAAUAGCUUAUAAUUUUCAAAUUAUCAUAUAGUAUGCAAUUUUUCGAAGUAAAGUUCAUAGUUUACGUAGAAUUUGGUUUUUAAUUGAAAUAAAAUAGCAAAAAAGUUAUAUAAGUUUAAUUCAUAAUAAAAA